AUGGAGAACCCGCCUUCUUGGCACUUCCUUGGAUAUGAACCUCGUAACGCAGACAAUCACCAGGCUCCUCUUUCAGAGAAAACUUUCGAUACCGGCCUCUCGGACCCACCAUGUGAAGGCUGUGAGGUCCACAACAUCCGAGUGUUCUUCUGCGUGAAUUGCGAUGGGCAUUUCUGCUCCAAUUGCUGGGCAAAAGAACGAGCUCACAAGCCUGGCAAGCUUGGACCGGACGGCUUGCCACAUGAGAAGGCUGAUUCUGAGGUCGUAUCACGGCUUAAGGCCACAUUUAACCCUCCUUCAGACCCUGGAAUACAGGAGAGAAUGCAUCUUGAGGACGAGGAUACUACCUGGUUUGGCAUCGUGCGUGAUGCUACUGGCCGCCCGAUAUUCCAGGACUAUGGACGAUAUUCAACGCUUAUUGCAAACAGCGCUUCAAGAGAACACAGGACCCGCUUUCCGCGCCUCGUAUCUUUCAUCGGUCAAACUGGCGCGGGAAAGAGUACGCUGGUCAAAAUGCUAAUCGAGCGGCAAAGCUAUGGCAUAGAUGAUCCAGAGAAGAGAAGAUUGUUCCAAUGUCCAAUAGUUGGAUCGUCGACAAAUGACAGUGUUCCGACCUCUGGAGACGUACACCUGUAUGCGGAUCCGUCCACAUAUUUUACUACAUUCCCGACUCUCUAUGCAGAUUGCGAGGGUCUUGAAGGUGGCGAAAACAUUCCAAUCGGUGCUCGUCGCCAAGAAGCAGAGGGUGGGAUAGUUCGCAGAAGAGAUGACCACAGCCAAGAGAUGAAUCGUCUGAAGAAACGGUGGAGAAUUUCCCGAGGACAAGAGCGACCCAUUGCUUGGGCUGAUUCCCCAGCAAAACAGAAACGGCAGUACGGCGUCACAGAGUUAUACCCCAGGCUUCUUUACACUUUCUCCGACGCGGUAGUCUUUGUCCUGCAGAAUCCAAAAACGUUUGAAUCGACUGUUCUAAGCAAGUUGCUGAGCUGGGCGCAUGCUGUUGUGGAAAAGUCCACCAACCAGCCUGUACUCCCGCACGCCAUAAUUGCUCUUAAUGCAACAGAUCCGGGAGUUGACCCGAGGAAAUGGGAUGUCGAUUUUCCAACUGAAAAUCUGAUGGAUACUGUUGCUGGAGCGGUUGGUCGCGACGUCAGCUAUAGGGAAUAUUCUGAAUACUGGAACAGUCAUGGAAAGUCUGUCGAAACUAUGAGAGAUCUGCUCGGAUGCUACUAUCCCUCCAUUCGCGUUGUAUGCAUCCCAAGGAAAGGCCGCUACAUGUUGGUUGAGGAGCAAGUCCAGAAACUACACCGGGAAAUCGACUCAGCUUGCAAGCAGUCUUAUGAUGCUAAAAGGGUAUCUCGGAUGCUAGCUACCUCGGACGAGCUUAACCAGUACCUGCAAGCUGCUUUUGAUCAUUUUUCUCAGAAUUUGGAUACCCCGUUCAAUUUCUUGGAGAUUGCAUUCAAUAAUAGUCCAAUACCACGAGACUUCGGGGGCAAUAUCUUGAAACUUGCUGUAGCUGCCCAAGAAAUUCAGGAGACAAGUGAUGGACCGAGAAUUUUUAAGAAGUUGAGUGUCAUGAUUGCGUCUUGCAUCAUUCUUGAUUGUGCUCGACACGGCCUUAAAGGUCCUGCAAAAGACUUAUUCAGAAGGAACUACCGGAAAUACUGCGACGAUGCUUUGAGAGACUUUUGCAAGCUAUUUUGGCCCUGUCAAUUCCACAGCCGCUCCGGACAUUGCGUAAACGUCCUCGAAGGUCACAAGAAGGGCCACCAAAACGAGCAUGGGAGAAUCAUUGGGUCAGGCGAAUACGAAUCCACCUUCUCCUUUGAAUCCUAUGUUUUAACUUGGCGUAGCCAUAUACUGGCGAACAUUUUCAAGUUCCAAAAUAGGCUAGUGGAGGAGAUUGGAGCACAACCUUCAACUUCGGAAAGAGAUCUAGUCUCUGAAGCGCACCGCAGCAAUAUUGAAGAUUUCUAUCGCCUCCUCAAGGGUUCUCCACGAUUUGUAAGCCAUUCUGCAUGUUUCUGCUGCUUGAGGGAAAUGCCUGAGCACCCUCUUCCCUGUGGGCACGUGCUUUGCACGCCUUGUGUGAGGACAUAUAGUGAGCUAGACAUGAAAAAAGGAGGCACACAGCAAAAAGACAAGACCUUCAUUCGUAUGGACCGUUGUCCCCUUCACCCCCGCAACAUCAGGUUCACAGAGCCAUGGUAUCUCAAAUUCAAGCCUGACCUAGCAGGCGUGAGGAUUCUUUCUCUCGAUGGGCUUGUUCAAUCUCCGAAUGGCGGUAUUCGAGGGAUUGUUGAACUGGAAGUGUUACGGGAGAUUGAAUUAUACUUAGGAGGCCACAUUCCCAUUCAAGCAUUUUUUGACCUCAUCGUCGGCACAAGCACAGGCGGAAUUAUCGCUGUCGGCCUUGGGGUAGAGAACUGGCGGGUCGAGACUUGUAUCAAGCACUUCCGUCGACUAACUGACAAGGCUUUCACCUCACGUUUGCCAGGGAUGAGAUUCGGACAUAGAUAUAGAACUCGGCCCUUUGAGCAGGCUCUGCAGGAGGUUUUCAAAGAUGAGUUUCUAUUUGGCGGAGCCCACGAUGAAUCGAAUAGUUACUUUACCCGAGUAGCGGUAACUGCGACAACUGACACCGGGGAAAAGCCAGUCAUACUCACCAAUUAUAAUCGAGGGAUGGAAACUCAAGCUAGCUACAGUAUGGUCAGGCCUGAUAAUCCAAAGCAGGAACUUAAACUUUGGGAAGCACUGCGUGCGACCUGUGCUGCGCCUAGUUACUUCAAGCCGUUUGUCAAGCAGGAUACCAAGGCAGGAUACCUCGACGGAGCUUUGUAUCACAACAACCCAGUCAGGGUUGCUUAUCAUGAGAGUAAGCUUCUCUGGCCAGAUGUUCAAGAUUGCAAACCGGAUAUUCUGCUAUCAAUUGGCACAGGCCACAACGGAGCGGAGACGAACGGUUCUGCCGAGCCGCAAAGAAAACUAGGUAUCGGAGAGUGGUUCAAGAAUGCCGAAUUUGUUCAAAAUCUGAAUAUCAUGGUCAACCGAGUCGACAACAUUCUGAACUCUGAGCAAAUAUGGAUCAACUUCAAAAAUGAUACUCUAUCAUCUCGGGAGGAAUCCGAACUUCGACGAUAUCAGCGAAUCAACCCAAAGCUAGGCUAUCCACCACCACGACUUGAUGACAAAAGAAAUUUGGAGUCUUUAGAAUAUACAGUGAGGGAGAACCUCCAGGAUAACGAGCUAUAUCGGAAAAAGAUAUCUAGAAUCGCACAUCGGCUAGUAGCAUCGUCCUUCUAUUUUGAGAGGAUAGGCCAAAGGAAAUAUGGGAGCGGUUACGUAUGCGAAGGGAAAAUUAUCUGCAGAUUCCCAAACGGAACUGCGGAACUCCGUCACCUUGGAUCAUUUCUGAGACUUCACCAACGGCACGAAAUCUUUCAGCCCUACUUCAAUGUUCAGGAGCAAUAUCAACGCCCAGUGGAGACCAUUAUCGACCCACUUGUCAUCGAGAAAAUGUGCACUCACGCUCAUUUCGAUAUGGGAGUCAUCGAGGUGAACGUGUCAGCAAAGCACGGAGCAAUAACGAUUUCGCUCGCGCUGUGGGACUACACGGAGAGGGAAGAUAUUAUCCCAAUAAGUGGAUUCCCAAGGAAUCUGGUACUGGAUACACUUCAAAGAGGCACAUCUCCGGAUGUGAACUCUACCAGCCCUACGGUUGGAUUUAAUCACCAUCGAAUUCCGACUGCGCGCACUGUAAUACCAAGGGAAGUGAUAGUGCCCGCUGAAGAUCGGCCUCCGUCUCUCUUCGAUUCCAGUCCUGGAGAUGAAGAGUCGGACGCAGCAUCGGUCGAUUUAAGAAUUGAUGCAGGAGACUGGUUGGAGCGUCGGGCCGACUUACCCCGUGCCUCACCAGCUCAAUCGUCAUCGAGAUUAUGGCCGCUAUUCACACCGAGGAAUCCCCUGCAAUCCCUUCGAAGACUCCAUCGAGUCCCAGGUGUAGCAGAUCUGACCACCCCCGAAAGUGGCCUCCGCAUCUUCCCAACACCGCCUGCCAUAGAAUUGGAAGGCUCUCCAAUUCCAAAUGAGGCACAAGGAGAUGGAUAUGAGACGCAACAUGAUGUUGAUGAGAACCGGGAUCCACAACCUAGUGGCAGCAUGGACAUGGACGAAGACGAGAGUUCUCUAUCUGUGGCGAUUGCGCUGAGCUUACGAACUCAGAAUCGUUACACACCAAUGGGGACAAAUCUGGAAGAACUUCAACAGGCACUUCAAAUUUCGUUAUUAGAUAACAUGUUUUGAACUUUGAGUUUAAUAGGGCGGACUGUUUGACAAUACGAGAAAAGAGCUUCUCAAACACAUGCUCGGUCAGCAGGGAGUUUCUGGCUGGGUAUGCGACUGUUGUAACCCGAAAUCGGGGCCAUCGAAUUUAGCGCCAGAUCAGGC
Molecule: messenger RNA, 4449 nt
Organism: Hyaloscypha bicolor E
Lineage: Eukaryota; Fungi; Ascomycota; Leotiomycetes; Helotiales; Hyaloscyphaceae
Exons: 10
Coding region: 1-4305 (1434 amino acids)
Biological process (GO): arachidonate metabolic process
Cellular component (GO): membrane
Source: RefSeq, a predicted model, not a curated record